AAAAGUAAAAAGACUUCAAUUCUCUUUUGUUUCGUUUAUUCAUUCCAGUUUUCAUCAAACAUAUAACAAUAAACCGCUUUUACUUUCCAAAUUAAAAUCCCAAUUCAAUUGAACUCUCACACUACAUUCAUUCCUCUCUUUAAUUAACCGUUUUUUCCGAUCAAGAUCUGAGUUCGUUAUACUUUCCGUUAUGGAUUCAGCUAAAUCCGAAGCAAACAAUCGUCAAGGAAACGGAACCGAGAAUGACGACGACUGUGGUUCCUGCACCGACGAGACCUCACCGUCGGAUCAAUCAAGAAGCGGCGCUAGGUUAAAGAAAUGGAAGAGGAAUCCUAAGCGAGGUGAUUCCGGUAGCGACGGUGAUGAAUCUGUAGGGAAAAGAAUCAUUGGGAGUUGCAAUUCGGAUUCUAGGGAUUUGAGUGUGCCUGAAUUAGAGAACUGUGGUGAUGAAGAUUUGAAUAGUGACGCACGUGACAUGGAGGUUAGCCACGUGACGGGAGAUGAGGAUGAAGAUGCUGUAGGAGAGGAUCCUUUGACUGAGUAUGUUCAUACUCUUAAGGUUUUGGAGGGAGAGCUUCAACAAGAAAUUAAAAAAUUCAGGGAGAUUGGGAAUGAAUCUUUCUCACCAGAUGACUCAACCAAGUUUAGAAGUGCUGCUGAAGCAAGUGUUGUUGAAACAAGUUCUGUUGAUCUAAGAUUCCAUGACUCAUGCUCGUCAUCUAGCCAAUCUGGUAAACAAAUUUCAUCAAGUUUCAUGGAACUUCAGGUACUGAGCCUCACAGAAAAACUAAACAUUUUGGAAAGCCAGUUAGAAGAAUUGCAGGGUGAGCUUGCCCUUAAGAAUUCCAGGAUUGCUGAACUUGAGUUAGCCCUUACUUGUGACGAGUUUCCUAAGGAUGAAUCUAGUUGCACCAUAUGUUUAUUAGAUGAAAAAUUUAAAGAGCUGGAGUCUGAGUUUGAGAGUCUUUUUCAGGAAAAGAUCGAAGCCGAGGUCAAAUAUGUGACCAUCAAAAACACAAUGCAGAAGUUGAAGGUUGCAUCAGCUUUAGUAGAAAAACAAGAAACAAUGUAUAACAGUAAAGUGCAGAUUCCAAAUAAGCUUGAAGUGGCAGGUAAUGAGGAUCCAAUAAUGACAAACAGAACAGAGGAGACUUUUAUGAUUCAGAGCAGAUUAUGCAAGCUGACAUGUUACUUUUUCUUUCAGCUCAUCAUGUUUUUAAUGUUGGUUCUUUGGCUUGUGUCAAAGUUAGUGCCUAAUUCUGAGGGGGUUGUGCCUACAUGAUAAAUCUGCAAAAUUGUGCUCUCUUUGUACAUUCACAGAAGUUUCUUCACUCAUACAUGAUGUAAAAUUUCAUUUUCAUCCCACAGUGACAUUUCUUUCUAUAGGUUAGGAAAGAGGGCGUCCAUGUACCAUAUUGUUUUCAUACCAUUUUUUGCACUUCUAUAACUCAUUCUUUGUAAUAUUGGCUCAAUAAAAGCAGUUAUAUUAGAAGUUUUAGAAA
Messenger RNA from Vicia villosa (hairy vetch), 1502 nucleotides. Its product is annotated as WPP domain-interacting protein 1-like. NCBI's taxonomy places the organism in Eukaryota, Viridiplantae, Streptophyta, Magnoliopsida, Fabales, Fabaceae. Bases 191 to 1282 code for a protein of 363 amino acids. The record is from RefSeq and is a predicted model, not a curated record. The transcript has 2 exons.